AUGCCGUCGCGACACUCGGCCGUUCCUAAUUUAGAUCUAAGCUCUUUCUCCCUGCAGACGAAUUUGAAGAUCUCGUCUCCACUGUCACCGGGUGGCCAAAGCUCCGAGGGGCCGAGUCCCCUGACACCCCGUUCCCCUAAAUCUUCAUCGAGUUCGCCAUUCUUCAAGGGGACCACGAUCCGUCCUGUCACCCAAGAUUCCAAUACCAAGUCCACUAGUCCAACGAUUCCACACUCCCCUAGUUCCUAUACUGCCGAACCACCUGCCACGCCAGGUGUUACGGCCAUUCCCCAAUACCCACCUUCCCCCAAGGAUACUCCGCGCCAUAACCGCGACCAGUCCCGGUCGUUUUUUGCCAAUCUUAAGGCCCCUAAGUCGUCCCACCGGGCCCAACGGUCUGACAGCUCCAAUACCUCGAGUGAUAAGCCCAAGAGCCGGGGGAGCUCGACGGAUCGCAAGACUCCCAUUUCAUCCAAACAGUCUGAAUCAUCUCCUGAUCUGUUGGGUGCCGUUGCCCAACCAGAAGAAAACACGGACAAUUCAGACGACAAGAACUCGCAAUUGGGUAUCAAGAAGGUAGGCUCGACUACCGAACCGGGCGUGAAGAAGAAUAAACCCCGUUUUGCGAACCUCCUGUCGCGAUCCCGUUCGAUCAGACUGGACGACUCGUCCGCCAACCGGCUUGCCAACAGACGCCCUUCCACGAGCUUCAUGAGACUCGAAGAUACCGCCAAGCGGGAGUUCCAAGAACCCCCGAGAUCUGCGACAUUUCGGCCCGAGCGCCCGGUCAAAACUACCGGAAAUCAGAUGGCUCGCAACUAUACUGCGCAAUCCCCUGUGGAUUUUGGCAACAGCGCUGCUCGAAACAAAAACCUCGGUGGUGCAAUGGUUCCAUCCGCGUCGUUAAGCCAGGUGUCAGGUGCCUCAGCUGCGUUGUUUAACAACAUCAAGCAGUCCUCCACUGGUGCUGCGGACCGUAUCGGCAAGGCCGGCAAGGGAUUCUUCGGCAAGAUUACGAGGAGUGGCAGCACCAACGAGCGCGAGUUGAUUAACGAUGACAAUUACGUCUGCUCAGUCAUCAAUAUGCCUAUUAUUGAACAGGCCCGACGCACCAGAAUCUCGAAGCGACUCGAAGAUUGCAAAGAUAAAACGGAGUUUUGGAUGCCCGCUUUGCCAUACCGCUGCGUGGAUUACCUUAACUUUAAAGGCUGUGAAGAAGAAGGACUCUAUCGUGUGCCUGGUAGUGGAAAGGAAGUGAAACACUGGCAGAGACGCUUUGAUACCGAACUCGACAUCGAUCUCUUCGAGGAACCCGAUCUGUACGAUAUCAACACUAUCGGUUCAUUGUUCAAGGCAUGGCUUCGCGAAUUACCCGACGAGUUAUUCCCAAAGGAGACGCAAGCCAUGAUCGCUGAAAAAUGCGAGGGAGCAACGACCGCUCCGCAACUGUUAAAGGACGAACUCUCGAAGCUGCCACCCUACAACUACUACCUUCUCUUCGCCAUCACCUGUCAUCUCAACCUCCUCCACUCCUACGUUGACCAAAACAAGAUGGACUACCGCAAUCUUUGCAUAUGCUUCCAGCCAUGCAUGAAGAUUGAUGCCUAUUGCUUCCACUUCCUGGUCUGUGACUGGAAGAAUUGUUGGCAGGGAUGCUGGACGGAGAAAGAAUAUCUCCAGAUUGAAAAAGAGAUGGAUGAGAAAGAGCAGGCGGCCGCACAGGCCGAAGCUGAAUCGGAAUCGCAGCAUCCGAACGAGAGAGCCAUCUCGUCCUCCGGUAGCAGCCAACCAGCCGCAGAAGAGGAAUCGCAACGUCCUCCCUCUCGUCCCGAGACAUCCAGGGGCCGUAAACAGAGGCCAAAGGAUAUCAAUACCGGUGCUAGUGCCACCAGCAGCCACACCAGGAGUAUUUCCCAACUACCCGAGCUUGGGCCACCGCUUUCUCCGAUCCGAAUUUAA
Aspergillus chevalieri is the source of this 1959-nucleotide messenger RNA. Its product is annotated as putative Rho GTPase activator (Bem2). Gene Ontology annotation, cellular component: cytoplasm. Gene Ontology annotation, biological process: regulation of GTPase activity; signal transduction. The transcript has 4 exons. NCBI's taxonomy places the organism in Eukaryota, Fungi, Ascomycota, Eurotiomycetes, Eurotiales, Aspergillaceae. The coding region runs from base 1 to 1959 and encodes 652 amino acids. The record is from RefSeq and is a predicted model, not a curated record.